Molecule: messenger RNA, 477 nt
Organism: Saimiri boliviensis boliviensis (Bolivian squirrel monkey)
Lineage: Eukaryota; Metazoa; Chordata; Mammalia; Primates; Cebidae
Source: RefSeq, a predicted model, not a curated record
AUGGCCCCGCUAUAUCAGAAAGCGGCUGGCAAAGGGGACAUCCCCACUAAGGGACCACCUGUCCUUCGAGCAGGAGUUAAAACCACCACCUUGGUGGAGAACAAGAAAGCCCAUUGGGCGGCCGAGGCAGCCCAGCUGGUGGCGAUAGCACACCAUGUGGACCCUAUUGAGCUCGUUGUCUUCUUGCCUGCCCUGUGUCGUAAAAUGGGAGUCCCUUACUGCAUUAUCACGGGGAAGGCAAGACUGGGACGUCUAGUCCUCAGGAAGACCUGCACCACUGUCGCCUUCACACACGUGAACUCGGAAGACAAAGGCGCUUUGGCUAAGCUGGUGGAAGCCAUCUGCACCAACUACAAUGACAGAUACGAUGAGAUCCGCCGUCACUGGGGAGGCAAUGUCCUGGGUCCCAAGCCUGUGGCUCGCAUUGCCAAGCUUGAAAAGGCAAAGGCUAAAGAACUUGCCAUGAAACUGGGUUAA